AUGGAGAAUACAACGGAUGAAAGCAUUUCCGAAGUAAUAUUUGUGGACUUUGGACCUAUUGCCAUUGAUACAGUGACUGAAAAAUGUAUUACGAUUCUAAAUAAAUCUGAUAGGUGUGUAACAUACCGCGUAUCGCUUCUGUAUAUUCUGAACAGCAUCGAUCAGGUUUUUAAGGUUUCAAUAACUUCGGCACCAGUAAAUCCUCAAGAAAAUGCUGAAGUGACAGUUAUCUAUAAGCCUAACGUCGUAGACCUAUCUUAUACGGAAUACUAUAUUAUUGAUGACACAGAUGGAAACACCUACAGAUUAACUGUCACUGGAAAGUGUCUUGGACCGAAAGUAUAUAUAAGCAAGAAAAAUCUUGUAUUUAAGAUCUGUAAAAAUGAGUCAGAGCAAAGAAAAGAAGUAAUAAAUAUAGUCAAUAAAGCAGGCCUUGACACAACCUAUCAAUGGCUUCUCCCCUAUGGCGGGCACGGAUUUUUUCAAAUUUCAACCGGUAGCUGCGGUCUUAUUCGAGCAUUUGAAAACAUUACCACGAGUGUUGUUUUUACUGGUACAGCUCUUGGAGUAUAUACGGCUGAAUUAGUUUUAUCAGUCUUAAAUCAGGAACCUAUAUUUGUAAACGUGAUAGCUACGGUAAGUUUACCCGGCAACGUCAAGUACAACGUGGACGAUCAUGUGUUCGAGAAACAUUUGAAACGCAAAAGUCGUUUUGGUCACUUGAUGGAGAAUAGCCUAAACCGUUUGAGUUACAUACCUUCAGCAUCCGUUUUCGAGAGAUACCUCGACUUCGGGAUGGGAAGUGUCACCGAUAUCAGCAUGAAUAUAUCACAGACUUUAUGUGUCACUAAUCAUGAACAAGUGGAAGGGUACAUACAGUGGAUUCCAGAUCCUGAUAACAUUUUCUUAAUAGACCCUAUUGCUGCGGUGGUACCAUCUAACGAAUCAAGAUUAUUUACAAUUCGGUUCAGACCAAAAAUUGAAAACGACGCUUAUGGAUACUUACUUUGCGGCGACUACCAACAUAAAAUCUACAACGAAGAAAAGCCAGACGAAGUAAAAUUCAAACACACCUGGUUCCGCAUACCUUGCAUUGGCAAUACUUGGUACCCAUGUACUGAAUGGCAAAGUGGGUGGGAUUGUCCCACUGAGGUGACUUUGCCACCAACAGUGCCGGCAAGAACCACCUUUACAAAUUUUAUGCUUUCAAACAAGCUCGAAAUACCUAUGUAUUUCAAGUUCCAAGCGCCGUUUAAAACGAAUUUCGUACUCAUGCCAAUGUGCGGUAUCGUACAAGGGCGUGGAUGGCAAAUAAUAUCGGUGGCACUGGAGCCAAAGUCUUUUGGAGAAUAUUUCGAAUCAUGGGACCUAAUGAUAAAUAGAGAUCAUAAGACUCGAGUCGUCCUAAGCGGUAAUGCUGAAGUGAGUCAAAUUGAAGUGAUGUCCCAAGGAUACAACCCAGCUGUCCAUGCUAUGUACGAGUUCCCGCCUACAGUCACCGGAUGUACCAACUAUUGCACUGCUUACAUCCAUAAUCUGACGCGAAUGCAAAUACACAUGAGGAUUCUAAACACCGUGGAUUGGCUCGGAGCAGACAAUAGUGGAACUAUUGUACUACCACCCAGAGAAAUAUUGCGAUACCACUGGUGGUUUUUUCCUCGGGAGGCAGGAAAAGUCUAUAGCACUACUAUAUGUUGCUCAUGCAUCUGUCUCAUAAAUGGCAGGCCAAUCGGUGAGCCAACAGAAGUAUUUAUUAAUAUAUCUGGAUUUUCGGAACUACCAGACUUAAGGGUCCUUCCGAAGACAAUGAAUCUUCACAAUGCGGUUGUGGGCGAAAGCGUUACUUUUACGGUCACGUUGUAUAAUUAUGGAACGUGUUUCUUCACGUCUAAGCUAUACCAUGAUAUUGAUGGCAUGGGCGAUGACUUUACCGGCGAUAAGUUUGAUAUAGACUCUGCAAUUAACUGCCUUAAGCCAUCAAACUACUGCGAAGUGAAAAUGACAUUGAUACCAUACGGCGCGGGUCCACGUCAAGUUGACAUUAAAUAUACGGUAUUGUACCGUUCUGCAUACGAUGAAGUGGAGGAAAUUCAACCAGUCGGGAAAUCCAUAUGCACUGUUUGGUUCAAUAAAGCUUUAAUGGAUGUUAGACCAAACAGCCCGCUAAAUGUAAAUCUUUACGCCCCUGAUCUUUGUGUUAGAUCAAGCCAAGUGGAAUUUGUACUUGUAUUGGGUUGCGUGUACGCUGUGGCCGUGCCAUGGAAUAUGCGUAGGAAGAAGAUCUGUGACUGCGCUAUGGUCGUAAUUCAGACUGGUAUAUCAACAUACGAGAAAAGGCAUACAUGUGUACAUAGAAGCUUCGUCGAAUUGUCUCCAAAUAGCGGGAUAGCUGCGAUUGUUUGGCUCUACAAUCCCACGGAGGUCCACACAACGUGGCGUUUAUUGCGUAGCGAUGUGACCGCCCCGGGCGCUGUGAUCCGGUGCCUCCAAUACUUUGCCGAAGUGUCGCCUUUGGACAAACUGGCUAUACCCUUUGCAUUCAUGCCAACAGAGAUGAUAGACUAUGAGGUAACAUUUCUAUGUUCAUUUGGUUUCGAUAUUGUCAGCAUAUUAGUUAAAGGACAAGGCGGGUUACCAAACUGCGUCGAGACGAGACUUGACAUUCCCAGUUACGUAGAAAAAAUAGCUAGAGCUGCUUGUAGAACCAAUGUGGUUUACUUAUCCAAAGAUCAUCUAACUUUGCCAAUAAUGCCUACUCACUCACUUUCGAGAGAAAUUAUAGCUAUUUGUAACGACACGAACCGUCUCAUAAGAUUCAUAUGGAUACCUGAAAGAAUUGCAAACAUUGUAAACAUAGUAAUGACACCAUGGUGGGGAAUCAUACAGCCUAAGAGUACAGAAUGGAUUACAAUGACUGUCUACACCCUACAAGAACCAGCGAUUUUCACAACCACAGUUUCCUGCGAAAUUCUGGACUUAACUGAGCGACGACGUUAUCUGCAAAAUGAGCAAUUAAAGAAAACUAAAACGCAGCAAUGCGAACAAGAAUUCAUUAUUACUGAACAAGGAUUAUUUCAUCGCGGAAUCAAUGACAGUCCACCAUAUGUGUUAGAAAUUGAAAAACCGCAAUCAUACUAUCUAGCUAUGUCUGUUUCAAUUUCAUCCAAAGGCCAGCGCGAUGGGUACACUAGGAUGCUCUUGAAACAAAUGUGGGAACAGACUCCGCCAUACGAUUUACUAUCAUCUGAGAUUAAUCCACACGAAGGAGGCAGAGAACUGACUUCAAGCGGGAAUAAUAUGACGCUAACUGAUAUAAUAAGAAUUAUAGACGGAGUUUUAUGGGAUGCACUACAUAGUAAGAUGUUUAGGCACCAGAUCGAAUAUUUCUCCAAGGAAGAGAUACCUACGUAUGAGGACUUAGUUAAGACAAUCGAAAAUUACUCAAAGCCAAGAUUCAGCAAACGAAUCACUUCCGGGAUAUGCGACGCCAUUGUCAACAAAGCAAUAUUCAAUGUCUACAAUUUGAACGUUAAACAAGGUGUAUCUAUUCUAGAAGCUGAAUAA
Parnassius apollo (apollo) is the source of this 3564-nucleotide messenger RNA. Lineage: Eukaryota; Metazoa; Arthropoda; Insecta; Lepidoptera; Papilionidae. The record is from the annotation of a GenBank genome assembly.